CCACCACCACCACCACCACCACAACUUGCUGCCGCCAUGAUACCCAAGAAGAUCUAUGAGCUCUGCCAGAACGGCGAGUCGAUCACUUCCGAACUCGCCAAAGAUCCGUCCCUGUCCCCUCACGCGGCAGCCAAGAAGCUCUUUGGCAUCGACUUCGACGAUGAGGUCGUCACCAAGAAACUGGACCUGGGUAAGGAAGAACCGAGUGAUCUGGAAGAGGCACGGAAGUGUGGGAAAUGGGGCAAUUCCAACCCCAGCGAUCUGUUUCUGAGGAUCUAUCACGAUGUCCUGUGCACACUGGAAAAGAAUCCUCUGGUGGGCGUGUGCUCGCCGUCGCUGCUCGGAAGCAAUGGAGUCUGCCCGCUCACAAUCAUGGCGACAGUUCCCGACAUCUGCCGGCACAUGUCCAACGUGAUAGCGAGAGCCGAACAGGAGGUCUUCCUCGCGACCAACUUCUGGAUGUACUCAGAACCCACCAGGCUGAUUACCAAUGCAUUGAGAGAGCUUUCGAAAAAGGCCGUCCAGACGAACCGUCGGGUUGUCGUCAAGAUCAUCUACGACCGGGGAAGUGCGAAACAGUUUGUGAAAAACCACCUCAUAGUGCCCCCGAGCGAAUUUGCCGACCCCAAUGGCAAAAUUCGAAUCCCUCAUCCUGAUGAUCUGCCAAACAUCGAUAUCGAAGUCAUGAAUUUCCACCGACCAAUGUUCGGGACGUUCCACGCCAAAUACAUGGUCGUGGAUCGCCGCAUCGCCGUUUUACAAAGCAACAACAUCCAAGAUAUCGACAACAUGGAGAUGAUGACGCAGUUGGAAGGGCCAAUCGUCGAUUCAUUCUAUGAUCUUGCCUUCAUUUCGUGGCACAAUGCGCUUAAACCACCUCUGCCGCUGUUGAGCCGGCCUGCUGCAGACUGCCCCAUCCCCACGUUCUCGACUGACAGCUAUGCGACCAUGUUUAACGAGAAUGGAAAGUUGGUCCCCGUUUACCAAGCGCCCACGCCGAUUCCUGACGGGCACGAGAGCCUGAGAGAGAUUGCCGAGCAUGGAUCGCAGAUGGACUUGCCCCAGCACACAUCACAAGACCCCCAUUAUGAUCCUGACAUUAAGUCGGAGGUGCUGCGUGCCGUGGCUUUUUUGAAGCCACGCGAAGGAGAGGCAAGGAUCAAUGCAAUCACCCGUCUCCUCAACACGACAAUCCAACCUAACACGAAAGGGAGUGCACCGGAUAUUGAACCAGCCGACGCGAUGACCCCUCUUAUCCCGAUACCGCGACAUGACCCCUUCCCGAUUGCUAUGGUAUGCCGACAGCCAUGGGGAGCGCCCAACAAGCAUUGCUUGCACACUCCGCAAAAUGAGGCCUUCACGUCUGCCCUUCGCCAUGCGACAAAGUCGGUUUUCAUUCAGACACCUGACCUGAACGCCGAAGCCCUCCUGCCCGAAAUUGUCGCGGCUUGCCGGCGAGGGGUCAAGGUCACCUACUACUAUUGUCUGGGAUAUAACGACGCGGGAGAACUGCUGCCUAUGCAGGGCGGGCACAACGAAAUGAUCGCGAACGGAUUAUACCGCGAUGUGGGACCCGAACAUCGCGACAACCUUGACAUCUAUGCCUACGUAGCCAAAGAUCAAAUCCACCCUAUCCACAACAAAUUCAAACAGCGGUCAUGUCACAUAAAAUUGAUGGUUGUGGACGACCACAUUGGAAUACAAGGCAACGGUAACCAAGACACGCAGAGCUGGUAUCACAGCCAAGAAGUGAACGUCAUGAUCGAUAGCCCGUUGGUGGUAGGAAAGUGGAUGGAAGGAAUCCGACAGAAUCAAAACACGCACGUCUAUGGGAAAGUCGAGAACGAGGGGCCUGAUGCUGGAUGUUGGAAGGACCCGAAGACUGGGCAGCAGGCUGAGGGCGCGAUUGGUGUCGAUCCAGGCAAGUUUGCGUGGGCCAAGGGCUUUGUCGGUGCGGUGCAACGGGUACGAGGGAUGGGUGGAUUUUGAGCUUUGUCGAGAGGAGGAGGCGCAUUGACGGGGGAUCAGAUCUUGGUUCAAAUAUGCGAGGGUCAUUCGGGAAUCAUAACGAUGUUGUUGGCGUUGGAGAAUAUACGAGGGAUGAUCUCUGAACACAG
This is a messenger RNA of Cladophialophora immunda, 2117 nucleotides long. RefSeq lists its product as uncharacterized. The transcript is spliced from 4 exons. The record is from RefSeq and is a predicted model, not a curated record. Bases 37 to 1989 code for a protein of 650 amino acids. Lineage: Eukaryota; Fungi; Ascomycota; Eurotiomycetes; Chaetothyriales; Herpotrichiellaceae. Gene Ontology annotation, molecular function: catalytic activity.